GAAGAUGAGAUUGUGGGCCGAUGUGGCCGACGACCGCGUUCACCGACACCCGUUAACCGCGAGGACAGUCCUCAUUUCACUCUGCCAGCUCACAAAGACGUACACCGUGUUCUAUGGUUGUCGCCGGUGUCGGUGAUCCUAUCCCUCCAACUAAACUCCAACGCGCGAGCCAGUACAUCCAAAAAGAGGCCACGUUCUUCAGAGUCCACCUCCUCGCAUUCACCUUCAUCCCACUCAUCGUUUCCGGAAUAUUCUACGCUUCCAAUGGCAGGUUCCCUGUGUCGUAUUUGGAUUCUCUGUUUCUGUGUUAUUCGGCCAUGACAGUGACCGGUCUCUCUACUGUGAACCUCUCGACAGUGACGCCUUGGCAACAGGUUAUGCUAUACAUCUUGAUGUUGAUCGGAGAUAUUACGGUGGUUUCUUGGAUAAUGGUACUCGUUCGAAAGGAAUACUUUAAACGCCGCUGCGAAUUCGAAUACGUCAAACGCCACAACGAAACCACAACAAGAGCCUUAUUCUCCACCAUCUCCCACCCAAUCGCUGUCUUCAAGCCUCGACAACCAGUUCCAACUCGUCAUCAUGAGUUUACAUCCAACGUCAUCCAACCUACACCUGGUGCAACGUUGGAUUACUACCCACCCUCUUCAUCACAAGGAAUCCUCUUGGAAGACCAGCAGCAGAGAUUCACAUCCUCACCCAAAUCCGCCAACGUCGCUCUCUCACCCACCGAAUCCGAAUACCACCACCCUCUUCACGAAUUCGCGUCUUCCACCCCCUCAGUCGCUCGCCAACGACGAAGAAGGUUGGAUACCGCCGUUCCCAUACCACACAGAACGACAACCAUGUUAACCCACAACACCAACACCUACACAACCACCGACCGGAAAUACCAAGACCUCGGUGGAUUCCCUGGACCUUUCGAACUAGCUUACAAGCUAUUCCGGCGGAUGGCUCCCAAGGCGUACUCAAACCUAGAAAGAACACUGACCAUCCCAUACACGACCACCCUGGAGAAACACAAAACAAAGUGGUUGAACUUCAAUUUGAUCGUGGGGAGGAACUCGGAUUUCAAGAUUGAUGAUCUGACGGACGACCAGUUGGAGGAGAUUGGGGGGGUUGAGUAUAUGGCGUUGAGGUGGUUGAGUCACUUGGUGCCAUUGUACUUUGUAGGCACUCAGGUUAUAACUUAUCUUUUGUUCGGUCCUUGGAUAUCGGCGACGAACGAGUACGAUGCUGUUUUUGAUGCCCAACCAAGGAAUGUGCAAAAGCCUUGGUUUGCGUUGUUUCAAGUUAUGGGCGCAUAUACCGGAGGAGGAUUGUCUUUAGUUGACCAAGGGAUGAUACCUUUCCAAAAAGCAUAUCUCAUGAGUAUAUCUUUGAUUUUUGUUAUCCUGGCCGGGAACCACGCUAUGCCUAUAUUUCUACGAUUUAUAAUAUGGAUUGGAUCAAGAGUCGCCCGCGAGGGCGGCGAUGCCGAAAAAGCUUUCAGUUUUCUGCUUGACCAUCCUAGAAGAUGUUUUAUCUAUCUGUUCCCAAGCCAUCAAACAUGGUUCUUGUUGAUCGCCCUGGUCAUGUUCAGCAUCAUCGAAUGGAUCUUAUUCGAAGUUCUCAAUAUCGGGUUAGAAGCCUAUGAGAGCCUAACCAUCGGACCCCGGAUCAUCUGUGGACUUUUUCAGGGUUUGGCUGCGCGAGCUUCGGGAUUCUCCAUUGUGCCCUUGGCUUCGCUGGCACCUGCUUUGCAGUUCCUGUAUGUCGUGAUGAUGUAUAUCGCGAUUUAUCCGAUAGCUAUUAGUAUUCGUGCUACGAACUCAUACGAAGAACAAUCUCUCGGUGUAUUCGAACAACCCCCGGAAGCAGAAGACGAAGAACCUCAAAACCAAGAGUUGAACCACCUCGAUGUCCGCCAACGCGUUCAUCGAUAUGUCGGUUGGCAUCUGAAGAAGCAGGUGUCGCUGGGUAGGGCUCUUAGGGCUUUUACGGUUUUCGUCCUUCCCGCUCCCGCUCUUUGCUGAUAUCAAGCUUGGCGAUCCCCUCCCCUAGACAUUUGGUGGCUUGUUUGGGGGGUGUUUUUAGUGACGAUUAUAGAACGGAAUAAUCUUUUGGAUCCGGAAAAAAAGUGGUUCGAUAUCUUUCGGAUAUUGUUUGAGCUUGUUUCUGCGUUUGGUGGGAUUGGGUUGAGUUUGGGGUUACCGUCGGUAAUACUCCGUUUUUCUUCUUCUUCCUUUUGGUUUGAUUGGCCUUUGACCUCUUCCUCACGUACUCUCCCAGGAUAAUUUCUCUUUCGUGGGUGCUAUGAAGCCGUUGUCCAAGUUGGUGGUGAUUGUGAUCAUGUACGUCGUCCGAGAGCUGUAUUUGAAGCUUUUUUUACACUCACACUCACACUCACACACAUUACAACCGGGUAGGGUGAGAGGCCGGCAUCGAGGUUUGCCAGUAGCUGUCGAUCGGGCUAUUAUGUUACCCUAUGAGUUGAUGAAACAGAGGCAACAGCAGGGAGAAGUCGAGGCGUCAUAGAGUUUAGAAAUGCAGAUCGCCAGCUGGUAACAGAACACGAGUUGUAAGGCGCUCCGUCGACAUAGAGAACGUCCUUUCUUUAAUUCCGAUGGGUUCCGCGUUCAUACCCUGAUUCGGAUUUACAUGCGAUUUUCGUAGCCCCUACAAGUUACCCCGCAGUUACCCCAAAACUGCGGGUAAUUACAUGACUUACAUGUCAACAGCCUUUGAACGUUCCAAGCCCCGCCACGCACGAAAAAACGAGUCUAAACUAUCCAGCUGACUUGCUCGUGUUCAUAGGGCGUAUGGUCCGAUACUGAAACCAUGCUGAGGUCAUGCUUGAGACAAUCAAUAUUUCUCAGGGAAACCGCCCAACUGCUGAGCGCU
Molecule: messenger RNA, 2880 nt
Organism: Marasmius oreades (fairy-ring Marasmius)
Lineage: Eukaryota; Fungi; Basidiomycota; Agaricomycetes; Agaricales; Marasmiaceae
Exons: 17
Coding region: 114-2012 (632 amino acids)
Biological process (GO): potassium ion import across plasma membrane; intracellular potassium ion homeostasis
Cellular component (GO): plasma membrane
Molecular function (GO): high-affinity potassium ion transmembrane transporter activity
Source: RefSeq, a predicted model, not a curated record